CAACACGGCCGCUAUAUGUCAAUGCCGGUGUUUGUUAUUGCCAAACAUGCCGGAACGCUUUUUUGCCCAAAAGGUAGUGUAUCGAUUUUGUAACAGGAAUCCGUUAUUUCCUUGCUUGCUCUAACUCUAAGGCGCCCUAACAAUCGGUGCAGCGGCGAGAACGAGCGGCGUAAACAUAAACACCAUCCUGAACCCUUUCCCAGAGGCUGGCCGCGUGCACGUGUGUAAUUUUGUAGCCGCCUGCGCUACAGAAGAGCAACGAAACGAACGAGAACCAAUACUGCCAAAUAAAAGCGAUACCUGUUUCGCAAGCACUACAGGAUGAUAUGUAAUGCCACAUUAGCAACGAAACAAGCUCUGUAAUGACAAGAGCCAAAGGCCCUCAGAAUGGAAGAAAGUUUAUCUAAUGCUGUUAGGGAUGAACCCGCCAUCCGGCAGGAAACGACAACGAUGGAGACAGACUGUCCAAAAGAUGAGCAGUGCCCGAUAGUACCCGAGCCGGACAAGCUCCCGACCGUGCCGGAAGUGGCGCAAAGUCAAUCCACACCCGAAGCCCCACCGGAAGCCGACCGAAGCGACGAACCGGACAAACCGAACGGCACCCUCUCCAAGCGGCAGCGCAAAAAGCUGCUCAAGCUAGAGAAUUGGGAGCAGCGGAAAAAGGAAAAGCGCCAGAAGGAGAAGGAAAAGAUGAAGGCGAAGCGGCAGGAAGCAAUCCAGCAGGGGCUGCCGGUGCGCACCGGUCCGAGCCGGAAGGAGCUGAAGCGGCGAAAGGUGAGCUACGGCGAGGCGACGAUCGAGGUCGCUGUCGACCUGAGCUUCGACCAGCUGAUGAUCGACAAGGAUGUGGCCAAGUGCGUGAAGCAGCUGCUGCGCAUGUACACGCUCAACCGGCGCUCGGUUCGCCCGGUGCCGCUGCAUUUCGUCGGGAUCGAACCGGGCGGUGCGGUCGAGCGGCAUCUCGCCCGCAACGAUGGCUACCGGCACUGGGACGUGCGGUUCAGCAGCGAGCACUUUAUGCAGCUGUUCAAGCCGUCCCGCGUCGUCUACCUGACCAGCGAGUCGGAGCACGUGCUCGAGCGGCUCGAGCAGGGCUGCGUGUACGUGAUCGGCGGGCUGGUCGAUCACAACCAGCACAAGGGCCACUGCUACCAGCUGGCGCAGCAGCACGGCAUCCGGCACGCCCGGUUGCCGCUCGCCGAGCAUCUGGUGAUCAAGACGCGCACCAUCCUCACGAUCAACCAGGUGUUCGAGAUACUGCUGAACGUGCACAUGGGCAAGGAGUGGCAGCAGACGCUGCUGGAGGUGCUGCCGGCCCGCAAGGGCGUCACGCCGAAGACGGUGCCGGUGGCCACGCAGGAUGGUGCGAACGCGCCGGAGAGUGGCAAUGCGGAGGACUGCCAGGCAACCGCCGAGCAGAGCGGUUGAACAGUUUUGUCGGUUGAAUUGUACAGAAUCAGUUUUUUACUUCUUCGUUUUUUUAUAGUCUUUAUAGUGGCAGGAUUAUAAACAAACGUGUCCUUCUCUGACGUUGCAGUAAA
Messenger RNA from Anopheles gambiae (African malaria mosquito), 1541 nucleotides. RefSeq names its product tRNA methyltransferase 10 homolog A. Lineage: Eukaryota; Metazoa; Arthropoda; Insecta; Diptera; Culicidae. The record is from RefSeq and is a predicted model, not a curated record. Gene Ontology annotation, molecular function: tRNA binding. Gene Ontology annotation, biological process: tRNA N1-guanine methylation. The coding region runs from base 388 to 1428 and encodes 346 amino acids. The transcript has 3 exons. Gene Ontology annotation, cellular component: nucleus; nucleoplasm.